Ruditapes philippinarum (Manila clam) is the source of this 1439-nucleotide messenger RNA. Its product is annotated as dnaJ homolog subfamily C member 28-like. The transcript is spliced from 6 exons. The record is from RefSeq and is a predicted model, not a curated record. The coding region runs from base 172 to 1314 and encodes 380 amino acids. Lineage: Eukaryota; Metazoa; Mollusca; Bivalvia; Venerida; Veneridae.
CAGUCGGAUACAAGAUAUAACUUUUUUAAAAGUUAAAAAAACAUGUAAUAUUAUGUAAAAAGAGAGGACUUAAGUGUAGUGAAAAUAAAUCACCAAGGUAAAGGAUGUAACUUUAAAUACAAGUGCAGUAGAGUUCUCAGGGAGGAUUUUAAUUGUUCAAAUCUACCAAAAAUGUCUAUGGUGACAUACAGACUUACAUUAUGCAAGCAUGGUAUAACUCGUAUCAAACUGUGUUACAAAGGCAGCAAUUUUACUACAUCCGCUUUGUGUAGAGUUGGUUACAAAAUACAAGAUAACCUCCGAGACUGUUACACUUUCCUGAACGUUUCCGAGGGAUGCUCACAAGAGGAACUGCGACAGGCAUUCUUGGAGAAGGUGAAGAUAUAUCAUCCGGACAGUAAGUCUACAACUGCUGACCCAAAGAAGUUCAAUCAAGCCAAAGAAGCAUACAAUGCUAUUAAGACAAAGCUGGAAGAAUAUGAUUUAUUAGACAAGUAUUACAAGAAAGAUGAGGAUGAUGAAGAUAUUUUUGAUCUGAAAACAAAGCAAGCUCAGCAUAGACAGUAUUUGGACAAUGAGGGCUUUGGGUUCGGCAACAGAGCCCAGAGACAGAAACAGUAUGAGCAGUUACGUGUGAAUAAAGCACAGGAAAAUGUGUUGAAGUAUAGAAUUAAACGCAUAGUACCGGAGGAAGACAAUGCUCUUGUAGCCAAGGAUCAAAAAAGAGCAAAGAAAACUAAAAUUAGUAACACACUAGACAGACUUGUGGAGGAUAUGAUUGUAGAGUCCAUGUCUCAAGGUCACUUUGAUAACCUUUCAGGGAUGGGCAAACCACUAGAUUUCAGCAAAGAUAAUCCAUACAUGGACCGUACUACACAAAAACUCAAUCAGAUUUUGCUUGACGAGGAUUUACUACCAAACUGGAUAUCUAAACAAAAGGAAAUAAGAGAAGACAUACGUGCUUGUAGACAGAAACUAGCAAAGGACAUAAAAAGAUGUGAAAACCUUACACGCCCGGAGGACCGAGAGGCCAAUAUGGCGGACAUUACAGAAACUUUCAAAACAUCCUUGAAGGAUAUAAAUAACAAGAUAUUUAACUAUAACCUUAUAGUUCCUAUUUUAGACAAGCAAAUGAUGACUUAUAACUUUGAGAAAGAAUAUAAACGUGUGAGUAGUAAUAUUCAGGAGUAUUUACCUGAAGGUACGGGUGUUUCGUAUCAUGGUGACAUUUUCAAGAAAUUUGAGUCGCCACAAAAAGUGUCGUAUUCAGAUUUAUGGACCGCUUUUAAAGAUAUAUUUAAAACAAAUAAGUGAGGGUGUAUAAUGAAAUAAGGUAUUUAAUUUUAUUUUAAACAGGAUGUGAUAAUGAAGUGAUAUAUUGUUAUAUAAUAAAUUAUUUUGUUAUGUUUGUUAAAUAGAAAUGUAAAUAAACUCAUAAA